Lolium rigidum is the source of this 1061-nucleotide messenger RNA. Its product is annotated as beta-1,3-galactosyltransferase pvg3-like. The record is from RefSeq and is a predicted model, not a curated record. The transcript has a single exon. Bases 33 to 1061 code for a protein of 342 amino acids. NCBI's taxonomy places the organism in Eukaryota, Viridiplantae, Streptophyta, Magnoliopsida, Poales, Poaceae. Gene Ontology annotation, cellular component: Golgi membrane. Gene Ontology annotation, molecular function: hexosyltransferase activity.
GCCGGCGCCGAGCAAUCUUCUCAAGUUGAUGCAUGGCCAGCGACGCGAGUAAGCAUGGAGGAGGUGGAGGAGACCAGCAACCCGCCAUGAGGACGAACCGCGCCGGCUUCCCCAGGCUGUCCAUCUCCAGCAAAGGUCUCAUCCUGCUCCCACUCCUCCUCCUCGGCAUCAUCUACCUCGUCGUCUACCCCAAGGAUUUCGAGCUGCAGGCGCUCAUUGGCUCCUGCGGCCCGAGACUAGCGGCCACCUCCGCCGUCACUGCUAACGAGACUGCUGCUGCCCGCAAGCCCGACUUCCGGCUCCUCAUCGGCAUCCUGACCUCCGCCGACUUCUACGAGCGGCGCCACCUCCUCCGCAUGGUCUACGGCCGCCAGCUCGCCUCCACCUCCCCGACCCUCGCGGCGCAGAUCGACGUCCGCUUCGUCUUCUGCCGCCUGUCCACGGACGUCCAGCGGGUGCUCGUCCCGCUCGAGAUCCUCGCGCGCGGCGACAUCAUCGUGCUCGACGGCUGCGCGGAGAACAUGGACGGCGGCAAGACGCACGCCUUCUUCACCGCGGCGGCGUCCAUCUACGCUGACGCGCCCUACGACUACGUGAUGAAGGCCGACGACGACAUCUUCUUCCGGCUGCCGGAGCUGGCGGCGUCGCUGGGGGCCAUGCCGAGGGAGGACGCGUACUACGGCGCCACCAUCCCGUGCGGCAGCAGGGACACCCGGCGGGGGUGGUACAUGUCCGGCAUGGGGUACGCGCUGUCGUGGGACCUGGUGGAGUGGAUCGCGGCGGCGGAGGACGUGACGCGGGGGCGCACCGUCGGGACGGAGGACAGGAUGGUCGGGGAGUGGCUCAAGUCGGGCGGCAAGGCCAAGAACAGGUUCAACGCCAAGCCCGCCAUGUACGACCACCCGCUCUCGGUGCCGGCGACCGAGUGCGCGCACCAGCUCGUGCCGGACACCAUCGCCGUGCACCGCCUCAAGGACAACCCGCGCUGGGCGCAGACGCUCAGAUACUUCAACUUCACCGCCGGCCUCCAGUCUUCCAAGUUCUACAAGUUCGACUCCUAG